Molecule: messenger RNA, 1303 nt
Organism: Bactrocera oleae (olive fruit fly)
Lineage: Eukaryota; Metazoa; Arthropoda; Insecta; Diptera; Tephritidae
Product: 3-oxoacyl-[acyl-carrier-protein] reductase FabG
Molecular function (GO): oxidoreductase activity
Source: RefSeq, a predicted model, not a curated record
GUGGCCGAUCCAUGGGGGUUUUUGGGUGUCGAAUCUGAAAAUGAUAGUUCGGUAAUAAUAAAAUAUUCGAGAAAGAAGUAUUACAGGGGAAGUAUCAAUGACAAUGUUUAAAUUUUUUUAUUUUACAAGAUUCAUCCACUGCACAUGUUAUUAUUUUCACUUUUACGUUGCUCAUAAGUAAUAAAAAUAAGACAAGUUGCAUUUGCGAAGUAGUUAAUAGAUCGAUUUACAGAAAGCGUAAUUUGUAUUCAAAUUGAGACGAAUUCCGAAAUAACAUCAAUAUUAAACAUAUGUUAAAAAUAAAUUGUUUUCUGCAAAAGCCCCUUGAAAAGAAAUACUGCAUCCGCCACUGUUAUUAGUGGUGAAAUAGCAAACCAAAUUGUGUGUAUUUGUGGUAUAUAAAUAGUCGAAUUAAACACAGCAGUUCAGUUGAUUUAACGCCGUAAGUUCGAAUAGAUCAAAAUGAGUUUAGCUGGUAAAGUUGUUCUUGUAACCGGAGCAAGUUCUGGUAUUGGUGCCGUCACAGCUCAGGCCUUUGCCAAGCAGGGUUCCAAAGUAGUGCUCACAGGACGAAAUGAAGCAAAUCUGAAAGCCACUGAGAAAGCCUGUAAAGCAGCCAACUGCAAAGUGGAACUAUUAUUAAUUACCGCUGAUGUAACGACAGACGCUGAGAAGAUUAUCAAAAGAACAAUUGACAAGUUCGGAAAGUUAGAUGUGUUGGUGAAUAAUGCCGGUUACGGUGAACUGGGUUCAAUCCUGGAUAUUGACGUCGAUCAAUUUGAUCGCGUUUUAAAUACAAAUUUACGUUCGGUCUUUCUGCUGACUAAAUACGCUGCACCACAUCUCAUUAAGACCCAAGGUAAUAUUGUGAAUGUCUCCAGUAUCGCAGGAACGCGUUCAUUCGCUGGUGCUGUGGCCUAUUGCACGUCUAAAGCAGCAAUUGAACAAUUCACCAGAUGUAUCGCUUUGGAUUUGGCGCCGAAAAAUGUGCGUGUGAAUGUCGUAAGUCCUGGUACGAUUUUGACAGAUUUCCAUAAGCGUAUUGGCUUUUCGGAAGAGGAAGAUGCUAAAUUUUUGGAACAUUCGAAGACUACACAUGCAUUGGGUCGCGUUGGCGAACCCAAGGAAGUGGCCGAUGGCAUUAUUUUCCUUGCAAGUGACAGUUCGAGCUUUAUAACGGGAGCAACUCUGCCGAUUGAUGGUGGCAGACACGCUAUGUGCCCGCGUUAAUAUUUCUUACAAAUGUUAUUCAUUAAUAAACGUAUAAAUAUAUAAAAGUACGAAAUAUGCUUUAAAAAAAUUA